Messenger RNA from Arabis nemorensis, 324 nucleotides. The record is from the annotation of a GenBank genome assembly. Lineage: Eukaryota; Viridiplantae; Streptophyta; Magnoliopsida; Brassicales; Brassicaceae.
AUGACUUCUUCUCCACAAGCUCACAUCCCUCACAUCGACUUUGAUCUGUUCAUGCCAUCCUCCGAACGAAGAAUGGACGACGCUAUCCCGACACGGGUUAUCACUCCGUCUGCUCCUGUCACCGGAGAAGCUCAGGGAAAAGUUUGCGAUAACUCUUCCGACAUAUUUGAAGAGAUUGCUUCUCCAGAUCCGCUUUGUCCGAUUCUUAAUCAGCGAUCGACAACUACAUCUCCAACGGAGGCUUACAACCUCGCUGAAGCGUCUUCCAUAGCGGUGCCUGUCUCUCCUAAGACACGAGUGUUGGAAUUCAUAGGCGAUUUAUAA